AUGAGAUGCAAAACAAAUGUCAACCCGAACUUCAUAGUGCUAAAACGGGAUAUGAGCAAAGCUUAUGAUCGAGCUAGUGACGAGUCGAAUGGUGUUCUGAAGAAAUUGGAUCGAGCUCGUAAAGUAAGGAGUAGUACCUCAAGAAGAAUGGCUCCAAGAAUUGUGACCGCACGUGCCUCUGCAGAGAAACUCAAAGACCCUGAUCAACUCAUCGACUCUGUGGAAACUUUUAUCUUUGAUUGUGAUGGAGUUAUAUGGAAGGGAGAUAAAUUGAUAGAUGGGGUCCCAGAACCCUUGAUAUGCUUCGGUCUAAGGGUAAGAGGUUAUUUUUGUUACCAACGACUCAACAAAAUCACGAAAACAGAGGAAAUCUUUGCAUCAUCCUUCACUGCUGCUGCUUACUUGAAGUCAACUGAUUUCCCCAAGGAUAAAAAGGUUUACGUUGUCGGAGGGGAUGGCAUCUUGAAGGAGCUCGAGUUAGCCAGAAUUCAGUAUCUUGGUGGGCUAGGAGAUAGUGAGAAGAAGAUUGAACUAAAGCCAGGUUAUAUGAUGGAGCACGAUGAGAAUGUUGGGGCUGUUGUAGUUGGAUUCGAUCGAUAUUUCGACUACUACAAAAUUCAGUACGCAACUCUCUGCAUUCGUGAAAACCCAAGCUGUCUUUUCAUCGCUACAAACCGUGACGCUGUGACUCAUCUCACUGAUGCUCAAGAAUGGGCAGGUGGUGGUUCAAUGGUAGGUGCCAUCAGUGGUUCCACUCAACGCGAGCCUCUUGUUGUAGGAAAGCCCUCGGCUUUUAUGAUGAACUAUUUAGCAAACAAGUAUGUUUAG
Messenger RNA from Fraxinus pennsylvanica, 828 nucleotides. NCBI's taxonomy places the organism in Eukaryota, Viridiplantae, Streptophyta, Magnoliopsida, Lamiales, Oleaceae. The record is from the annotation of a GenBank genome assembly.